Messenger RNA from Vigna radiata var. radiata (mung bean), 1267 nucleotides. Its product is annotated as transcription repressor OFP7-like. NCBI's taxonomy places the organism in Eukaryota, Viridiplantae, Streptophyta, Magnoliopsida, Fabales, Fabaceae. The transcript has a single exon. The record is from RefSeq and is a predicted model, not a curated record. Gene Ontology annotation, biological process: negative regulation of DNA-templated transcription. Bases 387 to 1172 code for a protein of 261 amino acids.
GAUCAAUUUUCUAUUAAUGUUUAUAAUAAUUUCAUUCAUUUACAAUUUUAUAUUCAGUGGCUGUUCGGUUGAUUACAGCAGCUACCAACACCAUUCGCAUAACAUUUUGCAUACUAAGUUUUCAAUUGUCGACUAUUAAGUGUUUAAUAUAGCAUGGUGUUAAUCCUUUUUUUUUUUUUUUCUGGGAAGGUGAGAUUCUUGAAAUUAUGUGCGUGUCUUCAUUACGUAACUGAACCCUAAAUCACUGUCAUUUUCUCCUGAUUACUCUAUACAUCAAUGCCGGCCAUUCUUAUUCUAUUGCAUUUCUCUUUAUUAUAAAUAUAUUCUUAACCCUAAACUGUUUAAUACCUUCCAUCUUUUCUUUAGCUUCCAACUAUAACCACACCAUGUCCAAACGAUUCAAAAUCAAAUUCAAUGUCCCUUCCAUAUGUCGCUCAAAAGACCUUUCUUCUUUCCCAGGAAACCCCGUUCCUGCCAUAUACCGUCUCUCUCCCGUUAACCACAACGCACGUCAUUCCGACCUUCCUUCUCCCCAAUCGUCCAAGAUAACGUCGUCCGUUUCGCAGGGGUGCAAAAUGUGCCGUGACAAGGAGCCAUACAAAGCGAAAUCCAGAAGCCGGAAAGGCACGUCGAGCGUUCCGUCGAGGCGAAGCGAUUUUCUAAUCGACAACGUCGAGGAAGAGGAAAGCGAGACGCUGAUUUCUUGCUUGACAAGUUUCUCCGACGAGAUUUGUCACGAGGAGGCGAGGGAUUUGAGAAACGGUGGGCAUAGAAGGAAGACGAGCAGCGUGAAGAAGGUUCAGAGCGUGAGGUUUCGGAGCUCUUCGGAGAAUCGAGGAGGAGCGGGAACGACGGAGAAGGUGAAGAAAAUGUCGACGACGGUGACGCGGAGCAAUGUUGAGGGGAAGGUGAGGGAGAGCUUUGCGGUGGUGAAGAAGUCGAAGGAUCCUUACGAAGACUUCAAGAAAUCGAUGAUGGAGAUGAUAACGGAGAUGGAGAUGUCUGAGGCGGAAGACCUGGAACAGCUUUUGCAGUGUUUCUUGGCUUUGAACUCGCGGAGUUACCAUGCAGUCAUUGUUAGAGUUUUCAUGGAGAUUUGGCAACAAAUGUUCGUGUGGAACCCAAAGUCCGCCAAAAAUCUCACGGACGUUAAAACUGAAACGGAAAAGUAAACUGUGCUUUGUUUUAGGUUACUUUAUAUGUGAAUGAGUUAGUCUUAGGAUGUUUGAUUUGUUUUUGGAUUGAUAAUUUAUUCAUAUAAACCUUU